AUGUGCAACCCUCCAUUUUAUACUUCGCGCGAGGAGAUGAUUGGCGCUGCGCAAGCUAAAGAGCGGCCUCCAUUCUCCGCAUGUACUGGCGCAGAAGUUGAGAUGGUCACUACCGGUGGUGAGGUGGAAUUCGUGUCGCGAAUGAUCGAUGAAAGCUUGAACCUUCGUGAAAAAGUCCUCUGGUACACCUCCAUGCUUGGAAAACUAAGUAGCGUUUCCGUCCUUGUCGAGAAAUUGAUCGAAUGCGGGAAUCACAACUACGCGGUGACGGAAUUUGUCCAAGGAUCUAAAACGAAGCGGUGGGCAAUAGCAUGGUCAUGGGCCGAUCUGCGUCCAACCGUGGGAGUCGCACGAAACAUUACCCACUUUCCCAAACACCUGCUUCCAUUUCCUUCAGAAUACACAUUUGAGGUCCCCGACGACACCAUCGACGGAGUAAGUCAAAGACUCAACGAUGAGCUCGUGUCUCUCCCUGUUCAGUGGACGUGGCGCAAAAACUUGGGUACCGGCGUUGGCUUUGCAAUGGAGAAUGUGUGGUCUCGUCAAGCUCGUCGGAAAAUGAGACAAGCGGAACAGAUGAUCAUUCCAAUAGAUGAAAGCAAGGCCGCUUUGGGUUUCAAAGUGCAAGUGAAGAAAACCGGGGGUCUUGAAGAGAAAGGCACUACAGUGAUAAUUCGAUGGUUCAAGGGGGAAGAUUCUGUUCUAUUCGAGAGUUUUUGUGGCAUGGUGAAAAGGAAGAUUGAAGGGAGGUAG
Aspergillus terreus NIH2624 is the source of this 753-nucleotide messenger RNA. RefSeq names its product DUF890 domain protein. The transcript is spliced from 3 exons. The record is from RefSeq and is a predicted model, not a curated record. Gene Ontology annotation, cellular component: nucleus. The coding region runs from base 1 to 753 and encodes 250 amino acids. NCBI's taxonomy places the organism in Eukaryota, Fungi, Ascomycota, Eurotiomycetes, Eurotiales, Aspergillaceae. Gene Ontology annotation, molecular function: 23S rRNA (adenine(1618)-N(6))-methyltransferase activity. Gene Ontology annotation, biological process: rRNA base methylation.